Messenger RNA from Blastomyces gilchristii SLH14081, 3201 nucleotides. Its product is annotated as mitochondrial fusion protein. The transcript is spliced from 2 exons. Lineage: Eukaryota; Fungi; Ascomycota; Eurotiomycetes; Onygenales; Ajellomycetaceae. The coding region runs from base 599 to 2260 and encodes 553 amino acids. The record is from RefSeq and is a predicted model, not a curated record.
GUCCAUGGUCUUUGCUACUGAAAGGCCUUGAAGCUGAGAUCUUAGAGGCACUCCAGCAUGUUGAUGACUGCCGAACGAGGGGUCUGCCGUCCUUGAGGAAAUGUGAUGCGGAGAUUCGCAACUGGCGGGUUAUGCUGUUGCAUAUCGACAUGGCUGCGGAGAGGAGGUGUGUGCAGAACCGAGAUAUCCGGCCUUUGUAGAUAAAUACCAAUGCAGCAGUGUUGGAAUGCAGUAAAUGGGAGCUGGGGUAUCUUUCUUAAAUAUUGCGGGGAGAAAUAUCGUUGCGUGGAAUUGUUGUUCGGGUUUAACGAAGUAUUCGAGCAAAUAUUGCGACGUUGAGAGAAAAAGAGAGCGGCGACUGGCUUGGACGACCGCGAACUCGGCCCAAAAACAGAAGAAAAAAAAAAAAAAAAGAGAGAAAAGGGAGCAACAAUUUCAUCAUCGGCCACAACAUCCACCAACAGACAUCCCACAAUGCUCCCCCACAAACAACAACAGCCAUAGAUACCUUCCAUAAAUACCCCAUAAAUAGAUAGCAGGCCAAUUUCUCGCUAAUCUAGCUGGGGAAAACAAAUCAACACGCCCUCCGCCGCUCAUCAUGGGCUCGUCCUCUGAAGGACCAAACCCGCUCCGCCCAUACUACGUCCCUCCAUCCAUCGGCCUACCCAAGUCUCCGUCAAAUGCCGUCUCUGGGACGCUCGUGAACAAGGCGACUAUCAGAAACUCGACGCGGGAGAUCUUCUCGGACUUUGACUACUCCGAGUACCUGGGGGAGUCAUCCCCGACGAUUUCAGACUCCCUCAAGGAGCUGGUGGAAAAAGCGCUAUGGAAGUACACCAGCGUGUUGACAGCCCAACCAUUCGAGGUUGCAAAGACCAUUCUCCAGGUAUAUGUUGCGCAGGAUGCGCAGGCGGCUUUAGCGGGUAGAGAUGAGAGGCAGCGACGGGAUCAUGGGUAUCGGGACAAUUACUACGACGAGGAUUCUGCGCCCUCGUCCGAUGAUGAAAGCAGUUAUUUCACAUCAGAUGCUGCUCUAACUCCUGCUCCAUCCUCCCGAAACCGCCGUUCCCGGCCUCGCAUCACGGAUAGGCGUGGCUAUAUACCGCCUGGCACUGCUCCAGCUAAUAAAAACAUGCUCAAAAUCAAGGAUCCCUCCGCUCUAUUUGACGUAUUGUCUCAGCUCUGGGGCACGAGUGGUGUGACUUCACUAUGGAAGGCGUCAAAUUCAUCAUUCGUGUACUCACUACUCCUCCCAACCCUCAAUACUUUUAUCCGGAGCCUCCUAUCAGCUAUCCUAGCCUUUCCGGAGGAAGGCCUCUCGUCUCUCGCCGAGCCUGAUAUCCUCACAUCAUCAUCCCCCGGUUCCUCUUUACUACUAACGUGCAUUUCUUCUGCUCUUUCCGCCAUUCUCCUCUCCCCCAUCGAUACGACCCGCACAUAUCUCAUUCUCACCCCACUAAAUCAGGGGCCACGAUCACUCCUCCGUGCCAUCCGCCUCCUUCCCACUCCCAGCUACCUAAUCCCACCACAUCUCCUUCCAAUUACAAUUCUAAAUGCGACUCUUCCCAAUCUCCUAACAGGCGCCACGCCGCUCUUCCUCAAAUCGUACCUGUCCCUCGACCCUGUCAUCAACCCCUCAUCAUGGAGCGUAUUCACCUUCUUCGCAUCAUGCCUGGACCUAGCAGUCCGCUUUCCCCUCGAAACCGUCCUCCGCCGCGCGCAAAUAGCCACAUUCACCUCCCCAGCGUUACGCCAGCAGGGCAGCCUCCUCCCUAGCCCUAGCCCUAGCCCAACCUCUACAACAGCCCCGCCACCGCUCCCCCGGAACACAAGGAAAUCAUCCGCAGCACCUGCUGUGGUUGAAACCAUCGUCCCCACGCCACAAUCCUACCGCGGCAUAAUCGGGACAAUGUGGACUAUAGUCUAUGAAGAAGGCACAAACCCACACGCCCUCGAGCUCGAGGAGGUAUAUGCGCGGCACGGCGCGCAGUCCUCACAGUCGCCCCGGCCGUCCUCAGCGCAGGGGACGGCGACAAGCCGACGGGCACAGAAGCAGCGGCAGGGGCAGGGCGUGCAGGGUCUGUAUCGCGGCUGGCGUCUGGGGAUGUGGGCUCUCGUUGGCGUGUGGGGCUCGGGCAUUUUGGGCUCGGCAUUGGGUACUGGCGAUGAUGAGAUGGUUGCUGGUCCUGGAGGUGCUAGGUUGGCGUUGGAGUCUGCGGGUGGCAGGGCGGGGAGUGCGUCUACCAAGGGUGCAUUUUGAAUGCCAAAUUUGAAGGACCAUACACUUCAUUUGCUGAUACGCAAGUGUGUGCAGGUGGUAUGUGUGUGGUAUCUGUCCUGCGGCGCCUUUCGAGCUAUUGUCAUCUUAUAAUAUAUCUGUUACGACCUUUCUGGAUAUCUUUGAUCCUAUCAACCUCAUACACCACGUCCGCUUUCCCCUACCUCACCCCUGCAGCAGGAAAACGAAAAUUCGGUGUAUAUAAAUAAUGAGCCGGGGAAAAUACGUUGGCGUGGGUAAACCGAACCCUGCUUUUCCUAGCCCCCUUACUCUCAUCUCCUUUGGAAUGAAUCUUUUCUCUUUCCCUGGCGUAGUUGUCAAGUCUAGGAAACACAAAACUUCUCCCCCCUGCCCCCCCAUUUUAUUGUACCUACGUACGUGUGGACCUAUGUGCAUGUACUAUUAUAUUCUAUUCCUAUUCUUAUCAUCUCCUUUUCCAAAAUCUUUUUCUUUUUUUCGAACAGAAAUCUAACGCACGCAAAGGAGUAUUUCCUAAGGGGAAAGAAAAAAUAAAAAAAAGGAAAAAAAAACCUAAUGUAUCCAAAUAAAAUUUAAUCCUUCUUCCUUCUCAUCCCCUUUCUCCUGACUCUUUUCCUCUCCCAGCGGCCCAGUGCGAUUUGUUUCUACCCGUCCGCGAGGUUUUCCCCAUACCGAUCGAUAUAUUUGUGGCAAUGGGCAUGUUUUGUACUUGUCGUACACUGGAAACGCUGAUGAUAUAUAUUUUCAAUUAUUUUUGGUCAAUUGCCAAUUGCUACUCCUCCCAAGGCGAACUUUGUGCUACACAUACGUGAAGAGACACUAACAGGCGAACAGAAGGGAGAGGGUUUUUUUUCUUUUAAAUGCAUAAUCUCAACAUUAUCAACACAACCAAAGGAAAGGAAAGGAGAAGAAAACAAUGGAUAAGUUGGAGUGGGGUAAAUGUG